UUUCGUCCUCGAUUGAAAAAGCUCCUUCUUUUUUUUUCUGGGUUUUCUGAAGUCAAAAGGGGUUUUUCUUCACUGUUCCAAGACUUUCUUUGUGAAUUUCCUCGCUUUCUUAUUCUUUCUAUCCCUGCUUUUUCCCGUGAACACCGUAAGCAACUUUGGCUUAGUUUGCUAGAAGGUUACUACAAAUGGGAAAUUUUUAGGGGAACAAAAAGUUUCAUUUGCUGUUAAUGUAGCUGUAAAGUGUAGGGUUUUCGAUAUUAAUCUUUAUAAGUUAGUUUGGAAAUAGCACUUAUUGACAGUGUUGAUCCAGUGUUAGAUCUGUGAAAUCGAGAAGCACUUUUUUUUUUGGGUGAGAAUCGGGUCAAUGUCGGUUCCACCUCGAAUCCGGUCCGUGGAUUCCGGAGAGCGAGACUUCCGAUCAAUUCUCGGUCCAACCGGAAACAAGCUGCAGAGGAAACCACCAGGGAUGAAACUGGAGAAGCCGACAGUGGAGAAGAAGACGAUCGAGUCAAACGAUGAGAAAUCGAAGAAACCAGAUACUCCGGCUUCACCAACGACGACUCUGAAGCAAUGCUCUUCUCUUUGCUCUUCGAUUCUGAGACGGAACAGUGCAUCGAUGACUGCUUCUUAUUCCUCUGAUGCCUCGUCUUCUUGCGAGUCAUCGCCUUUGAGCGUGGCGUCUUCUUCUAGCCGUAGGAAGGCUGUGAGGCGAAGUGGGUCUGUCUCCUCUUCAGCUACAUGUGCGGCGGCGAGAAGGAAGCAGAUUGAUGAGAAAGAAGACAAGGUUUCUGCUGGUGCAAGCAACGGCGAUUGUUUCGCUGACGGUCGAAAAAGAUGUGCUUGGAUCACGCCUAAAUCUGACCCGUGUUACGUAGCUUUCCAUGACGAAGAAUGGGGAGUUCCUGUUCAUGAAGACAAGUACGUGGCAUCCUCAACUAUUUUCCUUUUAUCAGAGAUGCUCUUUGUAACUAUAAGAGUCUCUUACCACUUUGCUAAAAUGUGUAGGAAGCUUUUCGAGUUAUUAUGCCUCUCGGGUGCUCUAGCCGAACUCUCCUGGACUGACAUUCUCUCCAGAAGGAAAAUACUCAGAGAAGUUUUCAUGGACUUCGAUCCAGUUGCUGUUUCCGAACUGAAUGAGAAAAAGGUAACCGCUGCCAUUUCCUUACUAUCAGAGGUCAAGAUACGGUCAAUCCUUGAUAACUCACGCCAUGUGCGCAAGAUUAUAACUGAAUAUGGAUCAUUUAAGAAGUACAUGUGGAACUUUGUGAACAAUAAGCCUACACAGAGCCAGUUCAGGUAUCAACGACAAGUCCCUGUGAAGACAUCAAAAGCUGAGUUUAUAAGCAAAGAUCUUGUACGCAGAGGCUUUCGCAGCGUCAGUCCAACGGUUAUUUACUCCUUCAUGCAAGCAGUUGGUCUUACAAACGACCAUCUCAUAGGCUGCUUCAGAUACCAAGACUGUUGCGUAGCUGCAGAGACAACAACGAAGGCGAAGAAGAAGAACGAGAGUGAUAAAUAAAUUUUAUGUGCAAUUCUGAAAGCUAAUUCACGUAUUUGAGUACCACGUUGUUUGCUAUAAAAAGAUUAUUUCAGACAAGGAAGUUUUGCUACCGAACCAUGAAGUGUUAUUUUUGGCGAUGUAUAGAUCAUGUUUUUGGCUAUCUGUUUAUGCAUAGUAGAAUGUUCCGA
Messenger RNA from Eutrema salsugineum, 1689 nucleotides. RefSeq lists its product as uncharacterized. Gene Ontology annotation, molecular function: DNA-3-methyladenine glycosylase activity. The transcript is spliced from 4 exons. Gene Ontology annotation, biological process: base-excision repair. The record is from RefSeq and is a predicted model, not a curated record. Bases 365 to 1519 code for a protein of 384 amino acids. Lineage: Eukaryota; Viridiplantae; Streptophyta; Magnoliopsida; Brassicales; Brassicaceae.